AGGAGGAGGAAGAGGAGGAGGAGCACGCAGCUGCAGAGAGACCCGUUCAGGCCGAGUCCGUCUCCGUUGACGACGACCCUGGAGAGGCUCCGCCCCCUCCAGAUGCAGAUUUGAAAAAUCCACCGGAGAUGAAAACUGAGUGGACCGAAGACGAAGAGUCUCGGUCAGAGACGAAGCCAGAAGACGAGCUGAAGGCGGCUACAGAGGACCAAAACGGUGCUGAUCCACCAGCUAAAGAAGAAGCUGCAGAAGAUGAAGACGACUGCAUUAUUAUCAAAAUCCAGAAGGGCGGUGACAAAUCAGCCAAUCAGGAACCAGUAGUAAUCUGUGGCGACUCCAUCACUCCCAAGAAAAAGAAGAAGAAGAAGAAGUCCAAAAAAAGUUCUGAUGAGACAUUUCAGGUGGAGAUCGCAGAAACACCGACGACUGACAGAGACGCGCUGACCAGCCGGACAAAAAAGAAGAAAAAGAAGAGCAGAAAGAAUAGAGAAGAGGAGGAUAAAACGGAGGCGGAGGAAGAGUCUGAAGUCGUUUCACCAAAGAAGGAAGAAAAGAAGAGGAAAAGAGAGAGAAAAGAGAUGGAGCAAAAACAAGAGGAGGUUGUGUUUCCUUUAGAAAACACAGGAAAAAAGAAGAAAAAACUGAUAGAUGAGGCUAAGAUGAAAGGAAUGGAUGAAGGGAAUCUGUCACAACAGAAGAAGAGAAAAAGGGAGGAGCUGCAGUUUAAAGAUGCACCAACAGAGGGCGAGAAAGAGGAGACGAACGCCACAGCUGACUUGUCUCUGCUCUCGUCUGGAAAGAAGAAAAGGAGAUUUCAGAGGAGGAUGCUGAGCAAGAAGAGGAGGUUACAGCUUUGCAAGAAAAUGAUGAGGAUGACGCAGAACGCCCAGAGUACCAACCGGAUCAUUGCAGCAAGAAAAAGACAAAAGCAAAAACAAAGUGUGAAGUUGCUAAAGACGCAAAUAAACGCAGAACAAGAAGAAAAUUCAUCGAAGGAAAACCAGCUUCUGUGGAAGAAGAAGAAGAAGAAAUCAGUCAAGAACAUCCUGGAGGCUCCUGAGAACCAAUCCACAAUCGCUAAAGAACCCAAGAAGAAGAAGAAAGUAAAGACGGGAGAAAUCUCACCUCCUGCUGCUGUGACCCAACUUCCACGUGCAAAGAAGAAGAAGAAGGAAACGUUGAAGAUGAAACCAGAAGCUGCUCCGGAGAAAAAGAAAAAAUCCCACAAAAAGCAGAAAAACUGAAUAAUCUUGGAUUUUCUCCUCACACACCAACAGAUGCAUCUUUGGACCUGAAAACUCAAGAUGUGCCUUUUUUCAUCCUUGGUUACUCUGAUUUCUGGAGUUGUUCUCAGACAAACUGGUGAUGGGUUUAAUAUCGCUGGUGGGGAUUCACAGAGCUAAAAAUAACCCAAAACGUUUGUGUAUUUCAGCAAUAAAACUACAGUGUAGCAGUUUAACGAGCCUUAGAAACAAUUACAAUAAAGCUUUAAAUUAUGGUGAGUAGCUUUGGAUAUUUUUCACUUACUUUUAACAAGUUAAGAGAUAAUUUACCUUCAUCUUUUUUAAGAAGAUGAUACUAAUGUUGAAAAGGUAAUUGGAUCAUAUUUGGAUGAUAAAACAUGGCAGUAAAAGUAAAACAUGAAGCAGGUUUUAUAUUAUUUUGUAUUAAUGUUUGAGUUAAAAUUAUCUUUAAGGGAUCAAACUGUGAAACGGUUUAAGUUUUGAUGCGUGUUGUUCAGGGUGUUUAGUCUAAAGCUGUGAAUUUCUGUCUCAUUUUUCUGUUACUGGGGACUUUUUCCUUUGUUACAUAGAGUUUAUAGUUAAUAAACAGAGUACAUUAGUAAUCCACUACAUUUCAGUUUUGCUGAGAUAAAACCUGUGAAUAAUAGUUGCCACAAUAAAUAGAUAUAUUUAUAUAAUAUUGACAGUUCAGGUUCUAGAUGUUCAAAAAUGUAAAAUGUUUUUAAAUUAGCAAAGUAUAAACACUUUCCCUAAAGACAGUGGAACGUGUUUAAGUUUCCCAAAAGCUUUAAUUCCUGAAGUAAAACCAUGUUGACAAUUUGAUCAUUCAGAUUAUUGCCAGAGUAUAUUUACAUUCGUUCAUAUGACUGGAGAUCAGACCAGUGACUGUUACAUGGACGUCUGACACUCCUGUAAUUAUUUCUUCUGUUGUUUCACCUAUUAAAGUGUUUUUUUCUUUAAAACUGA
Xiphophorus hellerii (green swordtail) is the source of this 2210-nucleotide messenger RNA. Its product is annotated as nucleolar protein 58-like. The transcript has 10 exons. The record is from RefSeq and is a predicted model, not a curated record. Bases 129 to 1244 code for a protein of 371 amino acids. Lineage: Eukaryota; Metazoa; Chordata; Actinopteri; Cyprinodontiformes; Poeciliidae.